Messenger RNA from Strongylus vulgaris, 645 nucleotides. NCBI's taxonomy places the organism in Eukaryota, Metazoa, Nematoda, Chromadorea, Rhabditida, Strongylidae. The record is from the annotation of a GenBank genome assembly.
AUGAUUGAAACUUUAACCGCCGAAAAUGCUUCUGCUCAUGAAGCUCUGCAUUGUUUACAUAUGUUACGAUCAGAUGCGAACUCAGGUCUGUCCACUGCAGAAGCGUCGUUACGGAGGCAAUAUCAUGGGUAUAAUGAAUUUGAAGUUUCCGAACAAGAACCAUUAUGGAAAAAAUAUACAGAACAAUUUAAAAAUCCCUUAAUUCUUCUACUACUCGGUAGUGCAGUCGUAUCGCUCUUGAUGCGACAAUUUGAUGAUGCAAUCAGUAUCACUGUAGCCGUUGUUAUUGUAGUUACCGUAGGAUUUGUUCAGGAGUAUCGAUCUGAAAAAACGUUGGAACAAUUAAAUAAACUAGUCCCGCCUGCAUGUCAUGUUCUUCGCGACGGCAAGGAACAUCCUUUAUUAGCUCGCGAACUAGUGCCAGGCGAUAUUGUUUUAUUGAAUACGGGUGAUCGCGUACCGGCUGAUGUUCGACUUGUGGAGGCUUUUUCUCUACAGAUUGAUGAAAGUUCACUCACUGGAGAAACUGAGCCCAAGCAUAAGCAUAAAGAUAUUAGUUGUAUGGGAUGCCAUACAGUAUUCGGCUUCAUUGCCUUCAAUAUUACAAAAUUAUUUGGGCUAUGUAAGGGGAGUAUCGAGCAGUAG